This is a messenger RNA of Rotaria sp. Silwood1, 1358 nucleotides long. Lineage: Eukaryota; Metazoa; Rotifera; Eurotatoria; Philodinida; Philodinidae. The record is from the annotation of a GenBank genome assembly.
AUGAUUAUUCAACAAAACACUUCUCGACCAAAAGGUUUUAUGGUAUGGGGAGGUGUAUCAAGUCAAGGAAAAACCACACUUCGAUUUGUUGCACCUGGUACCAAAGUUAAUUCAAACUAUUACAUUAACAAAGUUUUAAAGGCAUUUUUAGCACAAGAUGUUCCACGUUUAUUUCCAAAAAGACGAAAAGUGAAAUGGUUUUUUCAUCAAGAUUCGGCACCAAGUCAUACUGCCAAAGAAACAAUUAGAUUUUUGGACCAAAAUAAGAUUCAUUAUAUAACACCACAAGAAUGGAUGCCUGCUAGUCCUGAUGCUGCACCAAUGGAUUAUUCAAUAUGGGAAUAUUUGAAACAACACCUCAAUAAAACACAUAUUGAUUCUCUUGAUGAACUUAAAAAAAAGCUUUUGUGUGAGUGGCGAAAGAUGAGUCAGACGUAUAUCGAUAAAAUAUUAGCUUGCUGGCCAAGAUGAGUUUUAAUGAUAUAUAAAGCUCGAGGCUCUCAUAUCGAACAUCGUUUAUAAUUGUCCUUUUUUUUUGUUUAUAUAUAUAAAAAGUAAAACUAUUAAAAAUCAUGACAACAACCCUAAAAAAUUUUUUUUCAUACUUGUUUUAGAUUCAUCAAAAUUUUGGGCUAGAGCCAGAGAAACUAAGAAGCAAAUUAUAGGAUUUGAUAGAAGAGCUGAUGGUCUAUCCAACUGUGUUUAAAUAAAAAAAUUUCGAUGUAUUGCAUGAAUACAGCAAACGACACAAAACUAUUAAAAAUAACGUAAUCAACCUGUAUAUAUAUAAUCUCUCUAGAUGUAAAUGUAUAUGGAAAAGAGAAGGAUCGUCCAUCUAUAGUAGAUGGCGACCGUAGCAAGACAUUUAGUUUGUUUUUAUUAUUAGACUGUUAUUUCAAGUUUAUUGACGUUACAGCACAAGGUUGAUUCAUUUUGGAUUAUUUUCCCACUCUCAUUAUCGGAUGGUGCAGAAUAUUUGUUUUUUUUUUGAGGGGAAGAGGGAGGAGGCGAUGGAAGUAUUAUUUCUAGCGAAGAACGUUCGACAAAUAUAAGCAACACCUGUAGAGAAAGUGAUUGUCCUUAAAAAAUUUUAAUUUGUGAUUGAAGUCUCAGAAAUCAUUGAGAAUUAUUCGAAACUUAUGAAUCUAAAAUCUAUAUUCUUGUCAAUGUAUUUAUGAAAAGUGACGAACUCAACAAGUGACACUAUUCCGUGUAUUUGAUGAAAACAAAUCACUAUUUCAAGAGAAUAUAGCCUAUUUGUCCAUGCUGUAUAUUGCAGAAUCGAUUCCGAGCCCGAAAUCAGUUCCAUCAGAUUCCGGAAUUUCUAAUCCUUGAACUAACUUGCCUUCUUCAAAAAC